This is a messenger RNA of Balaenoptera ricei (Rice's whale), 3278 nucleotides long. RefSeq names its product solute carrier family 30 member 5 (gene SLC30A5). The transcript has 16 exons. The coding region runs from base 294 to 2600 and encodes 768 amino acids. Gene Ontology annotation, biological process: intracellular zinc ion homeostasis; transmembrane transport; zinc ion transport. Gene Ontology annotation, molecular function: zinc ion transmembrane transporter activity. The record is from RefSeq and is a predicted model, not a curated record. Gene Ontology annotation, cellular component: membrane; Golgi apparatus. NCBI's taxonomy places the organism in Eukaryota, Metazoa, Chordata, Mammalia, Artiodactyla, Balaenopteridae.
GCCGGGCACUCCCACGAGAGUGAGGGCUGCUGGGCCCGAUGACGUGGCCUGGCCCCGUCCGAUCCGGUGAGCCUCCGGGAAACCCGGCGGCGCCGGAACUGUCCGCGGCCUAGUACGGACGCGCGUGUGCUUGUGAGCCGGAGCUGGGGACAGCGGCAGCGGGCAGGUCUCGGGGACCCGACGGGGCCGCUGGCAUGGGGGAGUGACGCGCCUGCGCCCGGUGUUCCGCGGCAGCGGCGAGACAUGAGGAGACCCCGUAGCGGGGGCAGCGGCGGCGGCUCCUGAUCCCCGGGAUGGAGGAGAAAUACGGCGGGGACGUGCUAGCCGGCCCCGGCGGCGGCAGCGGCGGCCUCGGGCCGGUGGACGUGCCCAGCGCUCGGUUAACGAAAUAUAUCGUAUUACUAUGUGUCACUAAAUUUUUGAAGGCUGUGGGGCUUUUUGAAUCAUAUGACCUCCUAAAAGUAGUUCACAUUGUUCAGUUUAUUUUUAUAUUAAAACUUGGGACUGCAUUUUUUAUGGUUUUGUUUCAAAAGCCUUUUUCUUCUGGGAAAAGUAUUACCAAACGCCAGUGGAUCAAAAUAUUUAAACAUGCAAUUGCUGGGUGUAUCAUUUCACUUUUGUGGUUUUUUGGCCUCACUCUUUGUGGACCACUAAGGACUUUGCUGCUAUUCGAGCACAGUGAUAUUGUUGUCAUCUCACUGCUCAGUGUUUUGUUCACUAGUUCUGGAGGAGGACCAGCAAAGACAAGAGGGGCUGCUUUUUUCAUUAUUGCUGUGAUCUGCCUAUUGCUUUUCGACAAUGAUGAUCUCAUGGCUAAAAUGGCUGAACACCCUGAAGGACAUCAUGACAGUGCUCUAACUCACAUGCUUUACACAGCGAUUGCCUUCUUAGGUGUGGCAGAUCACAAGGGUGGAGUAUUAUUGCUAGUACUGGCUUUGUGUUGUAAAGUUGGUUUUCAUACAGCUUCCAGAAAACUCUCUAUAGAUGUUGGUGGAACCAAACGUCUUCAAGCUUUAUCCCAUCUUGUUUCUGUGCUUCUCUUAUGCCCAUGGGUCAUUGUUCUUUCUGUGACAACUGAGAGUAAAGUCGAGUCUUGGUUUUCUCUCAUUAUGCCUUUCACAACGGUUAUUUUUUUUGUCAUGAUCCUGGAUUUCUAUGUCGAUUCCAUUUGUUCAGUCAAAAUGGAAGUUUCCAAAUGUGCCCGAUAUGGAUCCUUUCCCAUUUUUAUUAGUGCUCUACUUUUUGGAAAUUUUUGGACGCAUCCAAUAACAGACCAGCUUCGGGCCAUGAACAAAGCAGCACACCAGGAGAGCACAGAACACGUCCUUUCUGGAGGAGUGGUAGUGAGCGCUAUAUUCUUCAUUUUGUCUGCCAACAUCUUAUCAUCUCCUUCUAAGAGAGGACAGAAAGGUACCCUAAUUGGAUAUUCUCCUGAAGGAACACCUCUUUAUAACUUCAUGGGUGACGCUUUUCAGCAUAGCUCCCAGUCAAUCCCUAGGUUUAUUAAGGAAUCACUAAAACAAAUUCUUGAGGAGAAUGACUCUAGGCAGAUCUUUUACUUCUUGUGCUUGAAUCUGCUUUUUACCUUUGUGGAAUUAUUCUAUGGCGUGUUGACCAAUAGUCUGGGUCUGAUCUCAGAUGGAUUUCACAUGCUCUUUGACUGCUCUGCUUUGGUCAUGGGACUUUUUGCAGCCCUGAUGAGUAGGUGGAAAGCAACUCGGAUUUUCUCCUAUGGGUAUGGCCGAAUAGAAAUUCUCUCUGGAUUUAUUAAUGGGCUUUUUCUAGUGGUAAUAGCUUUUUUUGUGUUUAUGGAAUCAGUGGCUAGAUUAAUUGAUCCUCCGGAAUUAGACACACACAUGUUAACACCAGUCUCAGUUGGAGGGCUGAUAGUAAACCUUAUUGGUAUCUGUGCCUUUAGCCAUGCCCAUAACCAUACCCAUGGAGCUUCUCAAGGAAGCUGUCACUCAUCUGAUCACAGCCAUUCACACCAUGUGCAUGGACACAGUGACCAUGGGCACGGUCACGGUCACAGCCACGGAUCUGCAGGCAGAGGCAUGAAUGCUAACAUGAGGGGUGUAUUUCUACAUGUUUUGGCAGACACACUUGGCAGUAUUGGUGUGAUCGUGUCCACCAUUCUUAUAGAGCAGUUUGGAUGGUUCAUUGCUGAUCCCCUCUGUUCUCUUUUUAUCGCUAUAUUAAUAUUUCUCAGUGUUGUCCCACUGAUUAAAGAUGCCUGUCAGGUUCUCCUUCUGAGACUGCCACCAGAAUAUGAAAAAGAACUACAUAUUGCCUUAGAAAAGCUACAGAAAAUUGAAGGAUUAAUAUCAUACCGAGACCCACAUUUUUGGCGUCAUUCUGCCAGUAUUGUGGCAGGAACAAUUCAUAUACAGGUGACAUCUGAUGUGCUGGAACAAAGAAUAGUACAGCAGGUUACAGGAAUACUUAAAGAUGCUGGAGUAAACAAUUUAACAAUUCAAGUGGAAAAAGAAGCAUACUUUCAACAUAUGUCUGGCCUAAGUACUGGAUUUCAUGAUGUUCUGGCUAUGACAAAACAAAUGGAGUCCAUGAAAUACUACAAAGAUGGUACUUACAUCAUGUGAGAGAACUUGGGAAUUACCCCUGGGGUAUGAACAAUGAAGAUGAAAUGACCGGGUAUUUAUAAUAUCGCCAGAAGGAAGAAAAUUGCACAUAAUUGUACAGAAAAAUUUUGUGGUAUUUGAAAAAAAUUUUAAAGCUCCCUACAGCUGGAUCAAGGAAUCUUUCUUAAAGGAAAUUUAAAUACAGAAUGAAGCGUUAAUUAUACAAGUAAAAUAAUUGUUUGAAUUAUGUGUAAAACAGGAAACUUAAAAUUUAAGUGAACAUGAUGUAUCAUAUCAUCUUCAAAAGUGAACAUAUAAUGAUGGAUUCUAGUGAAGACCAAAAUAACUUCUGUGUGUUUACUUUCUGUAAGAAAGCAUCUCCAUUGUAAAUAAUGUAUUUACAUGUUUAUUGCAAAGACCCAAAUGAAAAAUUUUUAGUCAAUUUUUUGCAUAGCCCUAGGAUAAAAUAGGAAUAAAAGUUCUAUAUUUAUGGAUUUUCUGUAUAUAAAACUGGUUUCUAAUUAUAACUUAAAUCCAUUAAGUAAAACCUGUAUUGCCACUUUAAACUAAAUUAUUUGGGAGAAACUUCAACCACUGAUAUGAGGCAGCAGUGAGAAUAGUGAAGGAUAACAUGACAGUUUUUGAUGUAUUACAAAAGCCAACCACUCUGUAAAAUAAAUUUUUUUACUUUUGGUAAUA